Molecule: messenger RNA, 1391 nt
Organism: Mytilus californianus (California mussel)
Lineage: Eukaryota; Metazoa; Mollusca; Bivalvia; Mytilida; Mytilidae
Exons: 5
Coding region: 286-1311 (341 amino acids)
Source: RefSeq, a predicted model, not a curated record
GUACUAUGGUAUAAUUUAGAACUGGUUGAGACAGACUUAGAUUUAAAAAUUGAAAAUGAUAACUUUUUACAAAAGUUUGUUUAUCUUAUAAGAAACGAAUCAACAUGGACAUGUGAUAUACUGUUUCCUUAUACUGGUACAUACAAACUUGUAUUUUAUGCCGGUAAAUAUGGCGAGCCACUACUUAAAGUACUUGAUUUUGAUAUCGAUUGCAAUGUUUGUCAUCCUGACCCUGUUCCGCUUCCGAUUAAUACUAGCGCUAUUGGCCUGGGACCUGGUCCGUUCAUGUACUUCUCUGGGCUAUCUCAUCCAUCAUGCAGAUCUGGAAUACUGCACAUCGUAUUGAGCAGACAUUUUCAGAUUAAAUUCCGGAUAGAUAAUAGAAUGUCUGAUUUAAUUUCCAUAAAAGCAAAUGUGUUGUCUUCAGAAGCAACAUCGAACCAUUCCGAGGAUUACGAAGUGACCAAUGAAAUAACCCAGUGUUGUUUAGUACAAAGGAGAACAUACAAAGAGGUAGUGAUUGACGUAUUCCCACCAGAAACCCCAGGACAGUACAUAUUGCAGAUUUGUACUGAAACGAAUGGAUAUUUAGAAUCGGAGACAAAAACGGCAUGUUAUUACCUGUUGAUCUACGAUGAACUUCCUUUGCAAGAAUCGCACGAGAACUGUGGUAUCAGAACAGCUCGUAAGAUGUUAAACACAUCAAUAGAAGGCAAGAACGUUAACGAAAUAUUAUUCCGUAUUCAGGACUGUGCCAGCAAGAAAAUAACAGAGGUUGACCUAGAUGUUCAGAGAGCUAGAGGAAAAGCUGCAAUUCUCAACAUUAAACAAAAAAAACUACACAGAGGUCGAAAAGUGGCUGUCGAUCCACGGCUGCAUCAUUCGAACAUAGUAAGACAAUCGGAAUAUGAAGCAAGAUUACAUAGACUUAUAAAUCUUCUAGAAAGACUGCUCUACUAUCUACAGCAUGGUGAUAGCUCAGAAACAUGGACAACUGUGAGCAGACCACAAUCAGUGAACAAGGAAACAGUCGAAAAGACUGAAACAGUUAAUCAAACAGUGAAUCUGCUGCUAACUUUAUUCAGCAAGUCAGAAGAGAAGGAAAAGGAUACUGUUUAUUUGAUUGAAGAACUCUCGAAAGACCUGAAACAGCAUGGGUUUAUUCUUUUACAAGAAGACAUUAGACGGACGAUGGAUUUAAUGGAAGAGUUCACAUUCAACCAUAGAGUAAAGAUUGCAUCAGACAUAUUCAAAUGUGUUAACGAGAUAGUAACAUUGCUGACUAGUGAAUGGAAUGCGUUAGAAAGAUAGUCAUAUUGAAAGAAACAACACCAUGACUGAACGGCAAAGCUGUUAUGUUUGUUCUGUUUUGUAGCUUACCUACAUUAAAC